Messenger RNA from Alligator mississippiensis (American alligator), 1774 nucleotides. It is a transcript of the gene IP6K2, whose product is annotated as inositol hexakisphosphate kinase 2. Gene Ontology annotation, cellular component: nucleus; cytoplasm. Bases 215 to 1489 code for a protein of 424 amino acids. Gene Ontology annotation, molecular function: inositol hexakisphosphate kinase activity. The transcript has 6 exons. Lineage: Eukaryota; Metazoa; Chordata; Crocodylia; Alligatoridae. Gene Ontology annotation, biological process: phosphatidylinositol phosphate biosynthetic process; inositol phosphate biosynthetic process. The record is from RefSeq and is a predicted model, not a curated record.
CUACCUGCGGCCGGGUGGGGGGAGGGGGCGCCCCGCUCGGCGCCGCCAUUUUGGCCGCUGAGGAACAAAAGAGCCGGAGUCUCCGCCCGCGCUGCCGCCACCGCCAGACUCUUUGAAUUGGAGGAAACGCUUUUUGGGAGACAGAUUUUUGGAGACUUCUGCCUCUGAACUGCCUUCACCACUGCCACCUUGUUCUGUCUAAUGUGCUACAAGGAUGAGCCCAGCAUUUGGAGCUAUGGAAGUGGAGCACUAUUCCAAGGGAGUCCUGCUCGAGCCUUUUGUCCACCAGGUUGGGGGUCACUCCUGUGUCCUCCGGUUUAAUGACAAGACCAUCUGUAAACCCCUCAUCCAGAGGGAACACCAGUUUUAUGAGACUCUCCCAACAGAAAUGCGUAAAUUCACUCCUCAGUAUGAAGGCGUGGUGUCGGUGAGCUUUGAAGAAGACGAAGAUGGAAACUUAUGUCUAAUAGCAUAUCCGUUAAAUGGGGACCAUGAUAACUUGGAAAGUUUAGAUAAUUCUGACUGUGAAACCAAAAAUAAGUUGUUGCGGUGGACUAACAAAAAGACUGUAUUAUUAGAAAAUGAAAAGGUAUCUAAAGAGUGGGUCCGACAGCACAGGAAGGAGGAAAAGAUGAAAAGUCACAAAUUAGAGGAAGAAUUUGACUGGCUGAAGAAAUCCGAAGUCAUGUAUUAUAGUGCAGAGAAAAAAGGGAAUGUCAGUUCCCAGAUAAAACAUCAUAAUCCUUGGAGUAUGAAAUGUCACCAGCAGCAGUUACAGAGAAUGAAGGAAAAUGCUAAACAUAGGAACCAAUAUAAAUUCAUCUUGCUGGAAAACUUAACCUCUCGAUAUGAGGUACCAUGUGUGUUGGACCUCAAAAUGGGGACCCGGCAGCAUGGAGAUGAUGCAUCAGAAGAGAAGAAGGCUAAUCAGAUUCGGAAGUGUCAACAGAGCACUUCAGCAAUUAUUGGGGUCCGAGUGUGUGGCAUGCAGGUCUACCAAACAGGCACUGCCCAGUUAAUGUUCAUGAAUAAGUACCAUGGGAGAAAGCUUUCAGUCCAAGGAUUUAAAGAAGCACUUUACCAGUUCUUUCAUAAUGGCAAAUACCUGCGCAGGGAACUCUUUGAAUCUGUUAUAAAGAAACUGACUGAACUCAAAUCUGUCUUAGAAAAGCAGGAGUCUUAUCGCUUCUAUUCCAGUUCCUUGCUGAUCAUUUACGAUGGCAAGGAGAGGCAGGAAGUGGCUGUGGACUCGGACCCAGAGGACUUGGAAGACCUUUCAGAGGAGUCUUCAGAUGAAUCAGCAGGAGCAUAUGCUUACAAACCCACUGCUAGUACUGUUGAUGUCCGUAUGAUAGACUUUGCCCAUACUACCUGCAAGUACUAUGGAGAAGAUAGUGUGGUGCAUGAGGGCCAAGACACGGGUUACGUUUUUGGACUUCAGAACUUAAUAGAUAUUAUUAAAGAAAUAAGAGACGAAAGCAGCGAAUAAACAGUUUGAAUGCACACCAGUAGAAAGCACUAUAGUGACUCUUUGUAUUCCAAAAUUAUUGGCCACUUUCUGGUGGUAGGAAUCUUUAUAGACUCUGCAGGGAUGGUCCCACCAGAGUCGGACUUGUUCAGAGGGCAUUUACUUACAUUGGUGCUACACCUAGCACUGGCAAAUCUUGGUAUCCUUAUUUAUUUUAACUUUCUAAACAUUCCAUAUUUGCUGAUUCAGAUACCUCUGUUAUCCCUGUGUGUAUAUGUUCCAAUAAAACUUUUUGUUCAUUGUAAA